Molecule: messenger RNA, 4698 nt
Organism: Penicillium taxi
Lineage: Eukaryota; Fungi; Ascomycota; Eurotiomycetes; Eurotiales; Aspergillaceae
Product: Tetratricopeptide-like helical
Exons: 7
Coding region: 1-4698 (1565 amino acids)
Source: RefSeq, a predicted model, not a curated record
AUGGCUUCGUUUAGAGAAAAGAACUUAAAUGCAGGCUCGAAGAGUGCUUUUCGAAAGUCAACACCCGAAGAAGCUCCGAAGACCAAAAGUGUCGCUGAAAUAUGGUCGGAGGCGAUGGAGCAGAUUAAAAAAGACUACAACCUCUCCUCCAAAGACUUUGAGAAAUGGGAUGGAAAGCUUGGUCAAGGAGAAACUGGCACUGAGAAAGCACAGGCGCUGUUCGCGAAUUCGCGGCAUCCACGUGAUAAGAAGGAUAAGGUGAUGAAAACGGUCGGUAACUGCCUUGAAUGGGUUCAAGAUGGCCUUGGCUUUGUGAAAAACAACAUCUCCGGGUCUGCCGCCCAAAACGUCAGUGAAGAUUUCGACCUGAUAGAGUCGACUUUCGAGACUCUAGACAACGCACUUAAGGACAUUAGAGAUCUGCGGAAGUUCAAAUCAGACAGCAUUACCUUUCUUGAAAGACUGACUGCUAUCUUCAUUGCUAUGCCAGAGCUGAAUUUUGCAGAACGUUGGUUCAAGUCACUAUUGAGAGGAAGAGACCCAAACAUCCAAGGCGCAUGCGCAAAUGUAGAAAAGGCGAUUCAAGCGUUUCGUGAUAUAGUGCCACUUCAAACCCUAGGCCAAAUCCAGACAAUAUCUGCGGCUAUGCAGGAUAUGCCCGACCGAUUCGUCGAGCAACUGCAAACAAAGCUAAAAUACUCCGAGCUCCAGUCGCUUUGGGGCCGAUCGCAAAAUUCAUUGGAUUUGAUAAAGGAGCAUUUUAAGAAGAACAACCUCUUCAACUCCGAUGUUGAAGCGCGAAUAGAAGAUCAGCUGAAGCUUGUGGACAAACAGUUUGUGGGCGGCACAUUCUCGUGGAUAGAGGACGAUUCAACUUAUAAAGCAUGGGAAUCAGGCCUCAAAGCUCCGUAUCUCUUCGUUCUGGGGAGUGCCGGGUCUGGAAAAACAUUUUUUGCUUGUCACUGUUACAAGUCAAUCCAAAAGUAUAGUUUGAUGACUAUUGAAAAUAGCAAGGACAACUUCGAGAGGAGGACAGCCCCAUUCGUUACUUAUUUCCCGUUCAAGAUUGGCAGGGAAGAGUCUCAGGAACUGGGAAAUGUUCUUGCAUACACUAUCCUUCAAGUUGCGAAGCAAAACAAAAAACUCAGUGAUUCCAUCGCCAAAGACUUGCAAGCUUUUGAAAAAGGAAAUGAUGUCAAUCCUGAGACAAGAAACAGGUUUCUUUGGCAAAACCUCCUAGUGACGAAGUUUGAGAAAAUAACAGAGGCCCCAAGGGAGUUGCUCAUUAUUCUUGACGGAAUUGAGGUGAUGAAAGAGCCAGAAUGUAAAAUGAUGCUGGACCUAUUCCAAGAGUUGAGUCCAGAGAAAUGCGGAGUUCGAGUAUUGAUGACAGGAACAGAAAGCGCCUUGAUAUCCAAAAAGGGAUUUGGACUUUCAGGAUGCCCGAAAAUCACUUUGGGUGAAAAGAUCAAAAAGGAAAAUGAUAUUCGAAAAAUUAUGGACUUCCGAAUCAGAAAUUCAGAGAGACUGAGAUCAUACGAUGAGCGGGUUUGGGACAAAGUAGAGCAGAAGCUGGUUAAUAGCCCGAAUCCAAUCUCCACGGUGAAUAUCACGAUGACGGUGAUGGAACAGGCUGAUGAUGAAAAUCAUGGUAUGGAGAUGAUAAAGGAGUUGACGAAACCGAACGGGCUGUAUGAAGCGAUGAUUCGCUCCGUACUCAAUAAGAAAAGUGAUAAGGAGCGUGAAUUCUUCCGGUUCAUCUUUGCUCUAUGCACUUUCACCCAGCAAUCAUUGAGUAUAUAUGUUCUACGAGAAUUUGCAAAGCAAGAGCCGAUGUUUCGGAAUUCAGGCUUGGAUGUGGCUGAUCAGAUUGAGAAAUGCCUGUCAAACUUCUUGAACGUGACGAAAACAUCCGAUGAUAAAUCCGCCCCAGAACUGGGUCAAGGGGAAGACAAAAAAGACGACAAAGUUGCUAUCAGCAAACGUCAGUUGGUCACUUUCCAACAGCCCUCUUUUGUUGAAUAUCUUGAGACCAACAGAAAUGAUCUGAUACCAGAGCCUUUGAAAUCAAAAGUGUCUUUCUUUGUGAAAUUGACAAAUUUACUUUGCGGGAAGGAUGCUGAGAGUGCUGAACUCCGCGAAAUCUUCCAAGGCUAUGCUGCUCAAUGGUUCAUGAAACAUCUGAAAGAUAUUGAUGUUAAAAAAGCGGACCCUACAGAUGGCCGUCAAGUUGUUGAAGCCCUUACUCGGGUAUUCCACAACGACGGCGAAGUUUCUCGGAUCUUUGAAGAUCUUUUCAGUAAUUCAGACGGCUAUACCUAUGAGUAUGGGGAUGACGUUUACAAAAUAUCGACCGAACCGGGAUCAAGUGGUUUUGAGAAUCUCAAAGUCCUUCGAGAAUGGGCCAACAAGAUGAAUUUUCACGACGAAGAAGACCUCUCUUCUCAGGCAAAGAAAUGGGUUAAAUGUGUCAUUCAUGAGCCUCAUAAGAUACUAGAAAAUUUGGCUCGGGGCCAUUUUCAGAGAUGGACGAAAACCAGGGUCUAUGAAGAUGCCAAAGUCCCUUACAAUUUUCUUUGUCUUGCCCUCCAAUUGCGACAUAGGACUUCAGACGACUUUGAAGAGGCUGGCUCUAUGAAAAUCAACUCCCUGUUGAAAUAUGCAAUAGAGGAGAGGUUCAUUCAGACACCGAUUCAAAUCGCUCGAUGCCAAAUCUCUGCAGCGUUGGUUUUGCAUAAUGGCUCUUGUGACGAAAAAGAUAAAGAGCUCGCACGCAAUAUUUAUCAAAAAAUCCUCGAGCAGAAGUCAAUAUCAGGGCCAGAGAAGUUCUAUUCGCAUUUGGGACUCGCGGAGCACUUCUACGGAGGCAAUCGAGAAGACGUUGGAGAUAAGCGCUGGAAUUCAGUCUCUGAGCAUGCGAAUGAAGCAUUACGUGCCUGGUGGAACGAAAAAAGUGCCCUUGGCUCUGACUUGAAUGAAGAAAGAUGUAUCAAAGCAUAUUUUCUUAAUGCCUAUGCAUUAAAUCGGCGCAAAAAUGAUGAGGAAGCAAUCAAAACCUGCCAUCGAUGCCUCGACGAGGGCUUUCAAUAUAACUCUUUGAUAUCGGAGACUCUUUCCCUCCUUGUUGACAUUCACUCCAAGAAUAAGAGCUGGUACAAAAUUAUCAGUCUUAUCUCGCAGCAGAAACCAGAUAUCCAAGCUGAGUUUCUCUGUCAUCUUUUUGAAUCGGAGAGCUCUGACAGAAUUUAUCUUCUGAUGGAGGCGGCGGUGAAAUCAAACAGAGUCGAUUAUCUCAUUCGAAUAGUCGAAGGAGUGCGCGAAAAUAGUGAGGGAAAGGACGACAAGAAGCUCUUUUUUAUGACAUGGUUGCUUGCAAACAUCUACCAGAUCAUAGCUAAGGUACCAAAAAUGGCUGAGAAUCUCCUCACGAGCGGUAUUCCGCACAGCAACCAGUACAGUAUAAUCUAUUCUUACGUCGUCUUCCCCAACCUCGUCACUAUCUACCAGGAGUACUUUAUGAAUGCUUGCUCUGAAAAGGCCCAGUUAGCCUCGGUUAAAUUAUUGGAAAACGUUAUAGGGACUUACGAGAAGAAUAUCCUCCAAGAAAGCAAUAACCUUUCAAUGGCUGAAUUGGCACUUGCGAAGAUGUACCUCAGUAUAGGUAAUACCCAGCAAGUUGAGGCUCACGUUAAUCGCGCCUUUGAGAUAUGCAUUAUCGAUUUGGAGGAUUCCGUUGUCUCCAACGAUCAAGGUGCUUUCCGUGCACUAGCCAAAGCGUUGGCAUUCCUGGGGUUUAAAAAGGAAGCUCAGGUUGCGCUUUCGCUCAUGUUUUCGCGGGUCGGAGGGGUUGAUGAUGAUGCAUCAUCACCACUCGAGGAAAUCAAUCCGGCGAUAACAUCUCUUGACACGGAUGACGAUAAGGUGAAUGACCUUGUAGAGAAUGGGGAGAUACUUGGCAAGAUUGAGACUACCACGGCUACUACCGAUAAAGAUGCCACAAAGCUGACCAAUACGGUUUCGGAUCAAGAGAGCAGCGAUCAUGAUGUCACGCCGCUUGUAAGUGAGGAUUCUACCCCUGAACAGAAAGCUAAGGAUGAAUCCACAAAUUCUAUCUCGGAAACAACCCAUUCGCCAUCCUCAGAUUUUCAUGAGACUAGAAGGGUUGCUGAUUUCGAUGAGCGGACUGGAGACCAACUUGAAAGACAGCCCGAUGAGGGCUCCAAGGAACUCAAAAAGCUAAGUUUGACAUUUUCUCAAGAUUUGAACUUCCCCGAAGAUUCGAACUUUGAAGAAAGUAAGAUCGCUUGCGACGGUGUAUGCGAGCCAAAUUUCGACGUGUCAUCAUUCCAGCCUGAGGGUCCUAAACUUAUGUACUGUCUGGAUUGCAUGAGCACAGACUUUUGCAAAGAUUGCUACAUGAAACAAAUCAAUUUCUUUGACAAGGGCGAAGAUGGUUUCUGGUAUAAAUGCUGCUGGGCACGACACGAAUACCUCCAAGCUCCCAUUGAUGGUUGGCUUGGAGUAAAGAAAGGAUUUAUUUAUACGGAACAAAAAAACGAUGAGGGAAAAGUUGAGAUAAGGAAGGUUCAAUUCGAAGAUUGGUUAAUGAGUGUCAAGUGCCGUUGGAAAAAGCGCAUCAAAACUCCUGCCGUCUGGGAUGAACUUCGAGCCUGGCAGCGUCCGCAAGCAUUGUUUUGA